This is a messenger RNA of Copidosoma floridanum, 5066 nucleotides long. RefSeq lists its product as uncharacterized. The record is from RefSeq and is a predicted model, not a curated record. Gene Ontology annotation, cellular component: endoplasmic reticulum membrane; junctional membrane complex; plasma membrane. Lineage: Eukaryota; Metazoa; Arthropoda; Insecta; Hymenoptera; Encyrtidae.
UUGGUUAAUUUUUUUUAACAAGUGGUUAUUAAGUAGUUACUGAAAAUGUUUUAAGCAUGCUUGACUGAUAUCUUUGGUUUAAUUAUGUUUCUCUACUCAGUGAUUAGAAAAAAAAAAAAUAAAUAAAUAAAAUAUCCAAGUCAACUGGGAGGAACUUUGAAAAAUUGCUAAAAGAAUUUUUGUUAAAUAUUUAUCGACACACUUACAAAUAAAGUAGUGGCUACUUUUGUGUAGCGCAUAUGCCACUAAAUUUGGUGACAGACAUCCAACUAGUCUGUUCUCACUAUGUGGUCAUUUGAUAGUUAUUCUUCUCCUUGCGUUAAAUAAUUCAUGUGCCAAAUAUUUGUACGAGGACGAUGAUAUAUAGAUACAAUACACACAAAUAAAAUACUAACAUAAGAUGAGCAGUGGCCGUAGAGUAAGCGUCAGAUGUACAAUUGGUCAAUAUUUCUAGGUUCUUAAAAUACUUUUAACGAAGCCUCGCUAAGGUCCGGGGAUUUUAAGAGAGAAAUUGCUAAAUGAAAUGCCGAUGGGCGAUUUUCGUGUUUACGCUAGUCAUCGAAUUUUUACUUGUGCGCUAGUGAUACAUUGGAAUAAUCAGAAAUAUUUUCUAGUUCGACGUGCAGUACAUUGAAAAAAAAAUCAUUGCAGCUACAAGCUUGACGAAGAGAAAUUUUUCAAUAACAUAAUUUGAUAGUGACAAGUAUCGUAUUAUAUUGCACAAACAAUGUGAUUGAAUUCGUAAUAUUUUCAUUUCUUUUCAAAAUUCAGCAUUUUUUUUAACCCUAAAAUUACAUUACCAUUGAUCAAGUAACAAUUAUUCACAUUGAUUAGUGAUUAUCGCAUCAUUAAAAAAUUUAUAAGCAUAGGUAUAUCUUACAAGCGAUUACCGAUUUUUCGGUAUUAUGUGUAAAUUAUAAGUUGUAGCUCAAAAUGGGCUUGCGAUAAAACACUCUAUACCUGUAGCAGCGACAGCAGCGUCGAUAGCAGUGGCAGCAGCAUCAGUGUAAGCAAUUUAUAAAAAUGCGAGAGAAAAAGAGCACGCGAAGGGGAAUGAGAUUAGUCGAGGAGAGGGAAGGGAGGCACUCUAUUUUUGUCAAGCCUAUAAGCAAACAAGCGCGGGGACACGCUCAGUCUGCGGUCUAACCUCUGGUUCUUCGGACACCCUUGGCUGCCGUUUUUUCGCUGUUAUCGAGAUAGCUGGUGGUGGCCCGGUCCCGUGGCUACACAUCCGGGCCACCCCCGCCUUCGCGUCUAACGAGUGUUAGUGUCAACAUAAUUUUCAAUAGUAGUAGUAGUAAAAAAAAAAAAAAAAAAGAAUUGGGCCGCGAAGAUGUUUUCGUGGUCAUCCCAGCCGGACGAAGAGGAGGAGGAGGCGCUGCUCUGCAGCCCGGCCCUCAUGGCCAGGAGAGCCUCGGAGUCUUGGAUCGACACUCCCCCUGUCGAGGCGGUGCCAGCGACGGUGGUAAAUCUGCAGCGAAAAAAAUCGCUGCCCGAUGUGGCGCAGCCGAUUCAACUGACAGCAACGGCACCGCUCUCUAGGGAGGAGGUUAGCGUCCUAAGCAGCAUGAGGCGCGAGGAGAUACGCAGGCAGAUCGACGAGCACGAGAGGCUUCGGGCUAAUCCUCUGCUCUACCUUGUCAGUCCUCAAGUCAAAGACUGGUUCUCGCGGCAGCAGCUGGUGAUACUCGUGCUGGUCAUCAACAUUACACUGGCGAUAUUUUUCGUAAGGCUGCUGACGUAGCAUCAGCAAGCCGACUACGAUCGGCUUGAGAAUCGAGUCGUCGAGGUCACUUGAAGCCAUUUACGACGGGGACCCGUGGAAACUUGCUAAUUUUUUAUCGCACUACGUCCUCUCUGCCACGGGCACGAGGCUGCGGGAGCAGACAACAAAAAACAAGAAGAUGUUAAAGCGGCCGUCUGAUCUUGUGCCGGGCUCGUGGGACUCUAAUGGAUUAUAAUUCCGGGAGGGAUUACGAACGAUUCAAGAUGACGAAAUCAAAUACGACGCGCAACACGGGGUUUUUGCGCGUCCACCGAUAUUUUUUGGAGGGGAGGCAGCUUAGCCGAGGAGAAUUAUUGUUACUUGUGUGUUUCUUUGCCUGAAAUGCAAAACUGAUUUUGUAAACGGGAAUCAAGAGCAUAGAUGGUUCAACACGUGCUUACAGACACAUGUUUGGAGUAAUUAUUUAUCUAACGCGUGGGAGCAAACAUAUUCUAUAGCCAAUCGAGGGAAAACGCUGCGCGAAAAAAACACGAUAUUAGUUCGGGAGAGGUCAAGCUGGAAACUUUGCAGUUGCAGAGGAACCUACUCUAAAUUAGAUUUUUUUUUUUUUUUUUUUUUUUUUAACGUGACUACUAUUUUUACCUCGAUUUUUACACCGAGUAUUUUACUAAAUACCUCUCUGAAAAGUACAUAAGUACAUAAUAUAAGGUUGUCAUAUCGCAUGAGAAUGAAAUACUAUUGCAAUUUUUCAUAUAUAUAUAUAUAUAUAUAUGUGACAUGAGCAAACAAACAGAUGAGAAAAAUAAAAAAAGACAGAGAAUCGGGAUAGGAAAAGCUAUCUUGGCGAGAUUUUAAUUGAUCGAUCACACUUGUGCGCACAAAAAAUUACGAAACAAACAAGUAGAUUAAUAAUAACAAAAAUUCCGCAUAAGCAAAAAAUGUAUGUAAUAUUUGUAUGGUUAUCGAAUUGCGAUUGUUCGAUUUUUGAAGGUGGUAAGGUUGGGCCAAAGUUAAAUCUACUUGAUGGUUACUAUCUUAUUCAUAAUGUAUGUAUCAAAUUAGAAGAAUGAAAGUUUCUGUAUACGCGCGCAAAAGAAAAAAAAAAAAAUCUGACCCACCAAUAUUGACUAGCACGUGCCCUUUGUACUGUAUUAAUUACGAAAUCAUAAUUGGUAAAAAAAUUAGUUCUAAGAUGAGAAAGAACCUGUACAGAUAGAGAGAAAAUAAUUUGGCAUGUCGUUAUAUUGUUUUUGUACUUUACAAGUUGUUAAAACGAUGAUGAAAUGCACGCAUAUUUUUCUGUUUUGUAAAAACAACACAUCGUAUGCAACUGAAAUUCAUUCUUACACUUCAUACAAUUAUAUUGCUGAUGUGAGAUGCAAUAAAAAUUUUAACCAACACCGUGACAAAUGUUUUUAUGAGAGUCAAGGUGAGAGCGAGGUUCGAGGACAUAAAUUUAUUUCUGUAGAAAAAUUGUCUAUUAACAAAUUUCCUCGAAGAAGAUAUAAAUUUGUGAUUUAGAUGAAUUUUGCUACGAAUAUCAAAAAAUGAUAACUGAAAAGUAAGUUAUUAGUUUUUAUUUAAUUUUUUCUAUGUUACCGAUACAUAUUUCAAUUGUAUAGGAAGAAUUUUGUUGUCUUGUAAAAUUGCAGCAACGUAUGUGUAUAUUACUGACAUUAUUAGAGAAAAUUUUUUUUAAUUUUUAAAUUAAUAAUAUUUACGCGGAUUAUUUAUUGAAGAAAAAAAUAAAUGCAAAGUACUAGGAUAACUGAAAUGCAAGCGAAGAAAAUGAUUGUAUCACAAGUAAAUUCAUACCAACAUGUCUGAAUGCGCGGGUGUAUGAUAGAACUCAUGGGAGCAUAUAUCUCAUUCAACUAAAUUGGACUCAAUUUUAGAAAAGGUGAAAACGUAACUUUGGUACCUUGUGCCUUUUAUGCCUUCCAAAUUUGCAGGUACCAACUACCACUUUUGUAAUAUUGUGCGUUAAGCACAAUAAUCAGUUUUUUAAUCCUACAAUGAAUUUUAAAUUUAUGAAACAUACAUAUAAAUAUUAGAUCAAUUAAACCAUUUUUUUUUUCUAAGCGCAUUCAAGCCAGGAGAAACACUUUAAUGUCGAGAACAAGUAGGUCGAUACCAUUGUCCUUGAACUUUUGGAAAAACCUCACGUUAACAAUUUUGUAUUUUUCAAAGGGACAAAGAAUUUAAUUCUUGGUCGAAUAAUAAAUUUGUACAUAAAAAUGAAACGAACAGAAAUGCCCGAAUGAAAGAUAGGGAAAUAAUACGUAUAUUUCAUUAGAUCAUGAGUUAAGACAAAUUGCGUCUUUAUCUUACCAUCCAAAGCUUUUUACAAGGUACUGUCAUUGUUAUUGUCAAUGUCUGUAAACAGGUAAGCAAGUAUUCAUACUUCUUUUACAUUCAAGUUAAGAAGACACAGUGAUUACAUUAAUUCUCGAGUUAAUUCUACAACUCGUACUAUCGUUAUCAUUAUUUGUACAUAUUUUGACUGUAUGCGCUCAUGUAUUAUUAUUCUCUAUUUAAUGAUUAAUUUUUUUUUUUCCAAUUAUACAAAAAAAUUAGUAAAAAAGGAAAGUCGCUUUAUAUCACUGUAGAAACAUCAUUUAUUUAUAUUACAGAUACGAGGACACAUUAGUCUUUGUAAAUAUUACGAGAAAAAAAAUUUCGACUAGGUUCAGUGGUAAAUAUCAUUCUGCAUAACAGAUUGAAAAAUGCAUUGUUGACCAAAAAAGUUAAUGUUUACGAAGGCUACGUAUUUUUAAAAUAAAAACAUGCCAAUGGAGCGUUUUCGUUUCAUCAGAUUAUAUAAUUUAAGUACAACGCUCAAAAGGUUUUAAAAAAUUGUUGAUUAUUUUGUAUUAUUGCGUCGAAGAAGAAUUACGUCGACAUUUCCUAAAGACGUGAAUUACCGUAAAUUACAUUGCAGAAAAAAUGGCGAAAUGUUCAAACAAUUGACUGCUAUUUCUUUUUUUCAUUUACUUUUAUUAUUGCAACGCUUUGAAAUUCCAUUUUCUAAAUGCCAAAUGCAUUUUUUACUACUAACAUUCACUUUUUAAAACACGCAUGACAAGUCCUCUGUAAGUUGUAAUUUCAGGAUAUCAAUUUGUACGAUUAUUAUUUGUAUAUUAGCAUUGCCAUCACAACUUAUCGUAUUAAAAAGAUAUCACUGUUUAUCAACGAUACUAUUACCAUCAAUUUUAAAAGCAAUUUCGUAAUUUACUAUACGUUACUCUGUAAUUCUAUAAUAUAUUAAUUGUUGAAUUUUUUUCGUUUAUAUUAUAUCCUAUUGUUUAAUUUUUGAAUAAAAUAUAAAACGUUUAUAAAU